CGUAACAUUAAAGAAGUGAAUCCUCAUUACAUCACCGCACGCUGAUACACACCAACGCAUCGUUUGAAUGUCACGUGGUGAAGGCCGAUCUUGAUCCAUCUAUAGAUUGGUGGUUUCAUAAUACCAGUUUCAAGAAUGUCAACGAUGCAAAUUUAUAUGACGGCAUUAUUAAACAGCCUUGGUAUAGCAUCAGAAGUGAUUCCAUCAUCCCAGAAUUACUAGAACUGAUCAACGUAACGUAUUUGGACGAGGGAUGGUAUACAUGUCAAGCCACAUUGAAUUUUGAGACGGCCUCUUUCAAUUCCAAUAACAUGGACUACAUGAGUGCAUAUUUGAAAGUGAUUGACACGUCGGAAGUACCAAAAAAUAAAGAUUUUGAAUUAAAAUUAUACUAUUUGGUUACUCUGGGUAUUAGUUUCGUAUCGAUCAUUUUGGUUUACGUCAUAAUAAUAGUGUGCUGUCAAAGAGAGAAGAUAGAAUUGUUGGAGUUGGUGGCCAGACAAUCUGCUAGAAACGAAAUAAUCACUCAAUGGACGAAGAAAAUAAUUAUUGAAAAACUAGUAUUAACCGAUGCCAGCGAAUCAUUAUUAAAACCAGAAGUGAAAAUCGAAAAACAGAAGAGCAAAUGCACAAACAUAGAUCAGGCGUGCUUAACUGAAUACGAACUGCCUCUCGAUCCUAGCUGGGAAUUUCCGAGAAACAAACUAUUGUUUGGUAAAACUCUGGGUGAAGGGGCAUUUGGUAAAGUUGUUCUUGGGGAAAUCGAUGGAAUUUUAAGCGAAAAUGUAAUGAACACGGUAGCAGUAAAAAUGUUAAAAGACGGACACACCGAUUCCGACAUGAUAGAUUUAGUAUCAGAAAUGGAAAUUAUGAAGAUGAUCGGUAAACAUUUGAACAUCAUAAACUUACUAGGAUGUUGUACACAAGACGGACCAUUGUACGUUCUAAUGGAAUUCGCAUUACAUGGUAACCUCAGAGAUUUCUUAAGACAACACAGACCAUCAUCAUACUACGAACCGGGUAUAGGAGAAAAUCUCAAAAACACCUUAAUGGAAAAGGAUUUAUUAUCAUUUGCACAUCAAGUUGCCAAAGGAAUGGAGUAUUUAUCAUUCAGAAAGUGUAUUCACAGAGAUCUGGCAGCAAGAAAUGUCUUGGUAAACGAAAAUCUAGUAAUGAAAAUUUCAGAUUUUGGAUUAGCUAGAGAUAUUCAAAAUCAAGAAUAUUAUAGAAAAACUACCGAUGGAAAACUACCAUUAAAAUGGAUGGCACCUGAAGCUCUUUUCCUUGGAGUGUACACAAAUCAAUCUGAUGUAUGGUCUUAUGGAGUGCUGUUGUGGGAAAUAAUGACAUUGGGAGGUACGCCUUAUCCUUUCGUACCUAACGUGGAGCAAUUGUUCACUCUGCUACAGAGCGGAUAUCGUAUGGAGAAACCGUAUUACUGUUCUCGGGAAAUGUAUUUAAUUAUGCAAAACUGUUGGAAUAACAAUCCAAAAAACAGGCCCAAGUUCAAUGAGUUGGUGGAGAGUCUCGAUAAGAUACUGUCGAUGGCAACCAACCUAGAAUACGUUGAUUUCAGGCUACCGCAACUGGACACACCGCCAACCAGUCAAUAAAAUUCAUUCAACUAAAACAUCCAGAGACCACAGUUGCAUUUUAUAAAUGUUUAAACUUAAUUGAAUAGUAAGAUUAUUUUUAUUUUUUAGAAUCUAGAAAUCUGGAAUCAUAUUAUUAUCUAGAGUCUAAAUAAUAUGCAACUUAAUUUAAAUUUAUUUAACCUUCUACCUUAAUCGUAUUCGACAAGUGACAACAUUCAUUCAUAUGAUUUUUAUUUGCGAGUAUCAUAGAUUAGCUAUAUUUCACUAAAC
Molecule: messenger RNA, 1865 nt
Organism: Aphis gossypii (cotton aphid)
Lineage: Eukaryota; Metazoa; Arthropoda; Insecta; Hemiptera; Aphididae
Product: fibroblast growth factor receptor homolog 1-like
Exons: 8
Coding region: 312-1613 (433 amino acids)
Biological process (GO): positive regulation of kinase activity; cell surface receptor protein tyrosine kinase signaling pathway; multicellular organism development
Cellular component (GO): signaling receptor complex
Molecular function (GO): transmembrane receptor protein tyrosine kinase activity; ATP binding
Source: RefSeq, a predicted model, not a curated record